This is a messenger RNA of Bombyx mori (domestic silkworm), 531 nucleotides long. RefSeq names its product ribosomal protein S16 (gene RpS16). NCBI's taxonomy places the organism in Eukaryota, Metazoa, Arthropoda, Insecta, Lepidoptera, Bombycidae. The record is from RefSeq and is marked provisional. Gene Ontology annotation, biological process: maturation of SSU-rRNA from tricistronic rRNA transcript (SSU-rRNA, 5.8S rRNA, LSU-rRNA); translation. Gene Ontology annotation, molecular function: structural constituent of ribosome; RNA binding. Gene Ontology annotation, cellular component: ribosome; cytosolic small ribosomal subunit.
GCAAGACGUGAGCCCAUCCAGGCCGUCCAAGUAUUCGGACGUAAGAAAACCGCCACCGCAGUUGCGUAUUGCAAGCGUGGUCAUGGAAUGCUGCGUGUAAACGGGCGCCCAUUGGACUUGGUUGAGCCCAGACUGCUGCAGUACAAACUUCAGGAACCUAUCCUUUUGCUCGGCAAGGAAAAAUUCUCUAUGGUUGACAUCAGAGUGACAGUCAAGGGUGGUGGUCAUGUAGCACAAGUUUACGCUAUCAGACAAGCUAUUUCAAAGGCUCUGAUCGCCUUCUACCAGAAAUAUGUAGACGAAGCCUCAAAGAAGGAAAUCAAAGACAUCCUAGUACAAUACGAUAGGAGUUUGCUGGUGGCUGACCCGCGUCGCUGCGAGCCCAAGAAGUUCGGUGGUCCAGGUGCCCGUGCCAGAUACCAGAAAUCUUACCGUUAAGCCUUCAAGAAAACCAUCGGGUGGUAUCGUCGCGGCGUCGUGUUGUCAUUGCGAUAUCAUUGGGUGGUGUACAAUAAAAAAUAUAAAAAGUUU